Melospiza melodia melodia is the source of this 7113-nucleotide messenger RNA. RefSeq lists its product as uncharacterized. Gene Ontology annotation, molecular function: zinc ion binding; protein binding; ubiquitin protein ligase activity. Gene Ontology annotation, cellular component: cytoplasm. The record is from RefSeq and is a predicted model, not a curated record. The coding region runs from base 1 to 5232 and encodes 1743 amino acids. Gene Ontology annotation, biological process: protein ubiquitination. NCBI's taxonomy places the organism in Eukaryota, Metazoa, Chordata, Aves, Passeriformes, Passerellidae. The transcript is spliced from 23 exons.
AUGGCUGAGGAGGUCCUGGCUCUGCGAGAGCAGCUGUUGGCCGAGGUCACCUGCCCGUUGUGCCUGGAUGUGUUCGAGCAGCCCGUGCUCACGGCGUGCGGGCACAGCUUCUGCGGGCAGUGCCUGGCGGCCGUGCUGGGGGACCCCCCGCGCCCCGCCGCCUGCCCGCAGUGCCGCGCCCCGCUGGAGCCGGGCUCGCAGCGCCCCAUCCGCUCCCUGGGCAACGUGGCCGGGCUGGCCCGGUCCCUGGAGGAGGUGGCGGCGCGGCCGCGGUGCCCCCAGCACGGCAAGGCCCUGGCGCUGUUCUGCGAUCCCUGCGCCGCCCUGCUCUGCGCGCCCUGCCGGGACGGGCCCGAGCACCGCGGGCACCGUGUCCGCCCCGCCGAAGAGGCCGCCCGGGAGCUGCAGAAGAAACUCCGGAGAAACCUGCUUUAUUUACAAGGAGAGAAGAAAAAAUUGAAUCACAGAGGAGACCAGAAAAGUGAAGACCUGCAGGUGACAGUGAGGUCGGAGCUGCAGCGAGUGGCUGAGAGCUUUGAGGAGCUGCGGCAGUGGCUGGAGGAGCAGAAAGAGACCCUGCUGGCCCAGCUGGAGCAGAUGUCCCAUGAGCUGGACAGUAAGAGCGAGGAAUACAGGCACAGGGUUUUGGAGAGGCAGUCGCUGCUGGACACGGUGAUUGCGCAGAUCCAGGAGAAGGAGGAGCAGCCGGCGGUCGAGUUCCUCAAGGAUGUUGGCACAAUCCUGAGCAGCUGUGAGGCAGCCAAGGCCCCGAUCCCAGAGCCAGUUUCCCCAGAGCUGCAGAAGAGCAUUCAGAGCCUCACUUGGAAGAGGCAGUGGGUAGUGGACAUGGUGGAUAAAUUCAGAGUGAACCUGCGGAGUGAGAUAGACUGGGGCAUAAGGGAGCAGGUGACGCUGGACCCAGAGACAGCGAAUCCUCGCCUGAUCCUCUCAAAGAACUGCAAAAUGCUCCAGUUGAGAUAUGAAGAAAAAAACAUCCCUGACAACCCCAAGAGGUUCAACGUCAGCUGCUGUGUCCUGGGCUCCCAGGGGUUCACGUCUGGGAGGCAUUACUGGGACGUGGAGGUUGGAGAAGAGGGCUGGUGGGCCGUGGGGGUGGCCCUGGAGUCCGUGCCAAGGAAGACGUGGAUCAACCUGCGCAGCUCUGAGAAGCUCUGGGGGCUGCUAAUGACGUUCGAUAGCCAGUACAGAACAGUCUGCAUGACCCCUGAGGUGCUGGAGCUCAGGGAAAAAGUCCAAAGGAUCAGGGUUCACCUAGAAUACGAAGCGGGCCUAGUGACCUUCUACAACGCAGAGCACAUGACACUGAUCCAGCAGUUGGAGGCCACCUUCACUGAGAAAGUCUUCCCGUAUUUUUCGGUCUCCUCAGUAGUAACCCACAUCCGGGUGUGUCACUGGCCCAGCCCCGCCUCGGCACCUUCCCGUCUAUUCCACUCCAUCGCGGCCAUGGCUGAGGAGGUCCUGGCUCUGCGAGAGCAGCUGUUGGCCGAGGCCACCUGCCCGUUGUGCCUGGAUGUGUUCGAGCAGCCCGUGCUCACGGCGUGCGGGCACAGCUUCUGCGGGCAGUGCCUGGCGGCCGUGCUGGGGGACCCCCCGCGCCCCGCCGCCUGCCCGCAGUGCCGCGCCCGGCUUGAGCCGGGCUCGCAGCGCCCCAACCGCUCCCUGGGCAACGUGGCCGGGCUGGCCCGGUCCCUGGAGGAGGUGGCGGCGCGGCCGCGGUGCCCCCAGCACGGCAAGGCCCUGGCGCUGUUCUGCGAGCCCUGCGCCGCCCUGCUCUGCGCGCCCUGCCGGGACGGGCCCGAGCACCGCGGGCACCGUGUCCGCCCCGCCGAAGAGGCCGCCCGGGAGCUGCAGAAGAAACUCCAGAGAAACCUGCUUUCUUUACAAGAACAGAAGAAAAAAUUGAAUCACAGAGGAGACCAGAAAAGUAAAGACCUGCAGGUGUGUGUUCCUCUCCAUGUCCCCCACUGCUCACCCAUGUGGCUCCCCAGGAAUGUCCCACCUUUCCCUCUCCCCAUAUAUCCUUAUCUCCUAAUCCAUGCCAAUGUUCUUUUCUCUGCCCAUCUCAUGUGGCCUCCUUGGGCCCAUCAACAUCCAGACUUGCCCCCCUGUCUCUGUUCUUCCUGCUGCUCCUGUUGCAAACCUCUGGUCCCGUUGUGUGUGAUCCUUGUCCCCUCUCUGCAGCAGCCGUGUCCCUGCGGGGGCAGCCGGAGCCUGGCUGGGCUCAGGGCCUCCGUGCGGUGCCUUGCAGGUGACAGUGAGUGGCUGGAGGAGCAGAAAGAGACCCUGCUGGCCCAGCUGGUGCAGAUGUCCCAUGAGCUGGACAGUAAGAGCGAGGAAUACAGGCACAGGGUUUUGGAGAGGCAGUCGCUGCUGGACACGGUGAUUGCGCAGAUCCGGGAGAAGCGGGAGCAGCCGGCGGUCGAGUUCCUCAAGGAUGUUGGCACAAUCCUGAGCAGCUGUGAGGCAGCCAUGGCCCCGAUCCCAGAGCCAGUUUCCCCAGAGCUGCAGAAGAGCAUUCAGAGCCUCACUCGGAAGAGCCAGCAGGUUGUGGACAUGGUGAAUAAAUUCAGAGAGCAGGUGACGCUGGACCCAGACACGGCGCAUCCGCGCCUGAUCCUCUCGAGGGACUGCAAAACCGUCAGGUUAGGAGCUGAAGAACAAAACGUCCCUGACACCCCCAAGAGAUUCAUGCAAUGGUGCAGUGUCUUGGGCUCCCUGGGGUUCACGUCUGGGAGGCAUUACUGGGAGGUGGAGGUCGGGGAAAUUGGCUGCUGGGUCGUGGGGGUGGCCCUGGAGUCCUUGCCGAGGAAGGAGCCAAUCUACCUGGACAGAUCUGGGAAGGUCUGGGGGCUGGAGGAGGAGUGGAUUGGCCAAUACAGAGCAGUCUGUAAGACCUCACCCCCGGUGGCACUGAGGGAAAAGCUGCAGAGAAUCAGGGUCUGCCUGGACUAUGAAAUGGGCCGAGUGACCUUCUACAACGCAAAGGACCUGACGCAGAUCUUGCAGUUGGAGGUCACCUUCACUGAGAAAGUCUUCCCGUAUUUUUUGCUCUAUUUAAAACCAACCCAGAUCCGGGGAGUUUUUAAAAGCUCGAGAGCAGCUGGAAUUGGCCAAGUAGAGAUCCACGGUGUUAAAGUGAUAGCGAAAAUCACCACUCAGCAGAAAAUGGCUCUCGUGGCGGCACGGGCAGUCGAAGCACCUUUCCCGUGCCGCGGGCGGCUGGGGGCAGGAGGAAAUCACCAUUUAGCGGAAAAUGACGCUCGGAGGCGGCGGGGGCCGUGGGUAGCGGAGGGGCGGCCAGCGGCGGCUUUCGCCGAAUGCGCGGAGCUCCCGGCCGGGGACCGCGCGUACCGCACGGGCGGCAGCGAGCCGGGAACCCCUGGCGCGGUGCCUGUCGGCAGCUCCGAGCCAACGGAGCGGGGCUGCGGCCCCCGGACGCACAGGAGCCCAGGGCUGCCGCUAGCAAAGGCUGCCCGCAUGGACCAGGGCGCUUCGGAGGCGCGGGAGCACCGGCGCCGAGAGCCUUUGAGCUUUGGGCGGCGGAGCCCAGAGCCGCGGCUCUCGGUGCCCAGCCUGGCGGCAGUGCCGCGGGACGUGUCCAGCGCAGAGCCACAGCCCAGCACGGCGGGGCUGAGCAAACGCGGGGCGGGAGCGGAGCGGGGCAAGGACCGGCGGCCAGCCCGGGCCGAGCGCGUCUGCCCCGCGGCGGUGCGCUGCGGCUGGCUCCAGUAUGACUAUGUUGGGUACAGCCCUGUGCUUGUGAGUGUGCACAGGCUCUCUUCCCGUUUAUUCCACUCCAUCGCGGCCAUGGCUGAGGAGGUCCUGGCUCUGCGAGAGCAGCUGUUGGCCGAGGCCACCUGCCCGUUGUGCCUGGAUGUGUUCGAGCAGCCCGUGCUCACGGCGUGCGGGCACAGCUUCUGCGGGCAGUGCCUGGCGGCCGUGCUGGGGGACCCCCCGCGCCCCGCCGCCUGCCCGCAGUGCCGCGCCCCGCUGGAGCCGGGCUCGCAGCGCCCCAUCCGCUCCCUGGGCAACGUGGCCGGGCUGGCCCGGUCCCUGGAGGAGGUGGCGGCGCGGCCGCGGUGCCCCCAGCACGGCAAGGUCCUGGCGCUGUUCUGCGAGCCCUGCGCCGCCCUGCUCUGCGCGCCCUGCCGGGACGGGCCCGAGCACCGCGGGCACCGUGUCCGCCCCGCCGAAGAGGCCGCCCGGGAGCUGCAGGAGACACUCCAGAGAAACCUGCUUUCUUUGCAAGAACAGAAGGAAAAGUUGAAGAGCAGAGGAGACCGGAAAAGUGAACACCCGCAGGUGACAGUGAUAUUGGAGUUGCGGAGUGCAAUUCAGACAUACGAGGAGCUGCAGCAGUGCCUGGAGGAGCAGAAGAAAUUCGUGCAGGUCCAGCUGGAGCAGCUGUCCCAUGAGCUGUUCAGUAAGAGUGAGGAAUACAGGCACAGGGUUUUGGAGAGGCAGUCGCUGCGGGACAGGGUGAUUGCGCAGAUCCAGGAGAAGCGGGAGCAACCGGCGGUCGAGUUCCUCAUGGAUGUUGGCACAAUCCUGAGCAGCUGUGAGGCAGCCAUGGCCCCGAUCCCAGUCUCCCCAGAGCUGCAGAAGAGCAUUCAGAGCCACUAUCAGAAGAGCAAACAACUCAUGGCCAUGGUGGAUCAAUUCAGAGUGAACAUGUGUCACAAGAUAGACUGGCAAAGGGAGCAGGUGACGCUGGACCCAGACACGGCGCAUCCUCACCUGCUGCUCUUGGACGACGACAAAGAGGUCUGGUUCAGAAAUGAAGAACAAAACCUCCCUGACAACCCCAAGAGGUUCACAGGCAGCCUCAGUGUCUUGGGCUCCCAGGGGUUCACAUCUGGGAGGCAUUACUGGGAGGUGGAGGUUGGAGAAGAAGACUACUGGGCCGUGGGGGUGGCCCUGGAGUCUGUGCCCAGGAGGAAGCCAAUCUACCAUGGCAGCUCUGAAAAGGCCUGGGUGCUGCAACUGCACUGCGGCUACUACUGGGCACAAUCUGUGUCCUCUGAGUGUCUGGCACUCAAGGAAAAGCUCCGGAGGAUCAGGGUCUGCCUGCACUAUGAAAUGGGCCUAGUGACCUUCUACAAUGCAAAGGAAAUGAUGCAGAUCUUCGAGUUUAAGGCCACCUUCACUGAGAAAGUCUUCCCGUAUUUUUCGGUCUCCUCAGAAGGAACCCACAUCCGGGUGUGUCACUGACAGGGUGGGAUGGCUGCCGGGCCCCUCUUGCAUUGCCCUAAAUUGUUGAUUGUUCUUUCACACUGGGUGAAUGGAGACUUCCACUGUAUAGUCUCUAUAUUGCACUGAAUAGUUUAUGUUAUAUCACAUGGUUUGUUCUUCCCCUCUCCUACCACAUGGAUUUCCUUCACCCACCCCUCUCCCCAGUACCCUCCCCUGGUCUCUGCCCUGGUUUACCCCUCCUCACUGUGUCCCAUGGGCUGUGCUCCUCGUCCUCUGCACCCCAUUCCCCGGGUUAGAAGGCUCCCACCAUGAGGCAACAGUCUCUUUCCCACCUCGCACUCAGGGAAAAACUCCAGAGAAUCAGGGUUUGCCUGGACUAUGAAAUGGGCCGAGUGACCUUUUAUAACGCAAAGAACAUGAGCCUGAUCCUGCAAUUGGAGGCCACCUUCACUGAGAAUGUCUUCCCGUAUUUUUGGAUCUGCUCAGAAGAUACCCAGAUCUGGGUGUGUGACUGACAGGGUGGGAUGGCUGCCAGGCCCCUGCCCGUGCCCUUGGCUGGCUGAGCAGGGAGGAGCUGUGGCAAUGACACGGCAUCAGUCUGCAGCCUCCCUGCAGCUCUGCCUGCCCUGGACCCUCUCUGCAAUUUUCCGCAUCUCCUCCCGCCCAGUCCUUUGGAGCAUUCAAGAAGAGCUGUCCUGCCUGGGGCUGUCUGCGUGCUGCUGUCCUGCCUAGGGGCCAUGGGGAUGGUGUCCUACCUCUCCCUGUGGGCACUGAGGCCACAGAAUAAUCGGGAGGGAGGAGGGAAGAGGCUCUGAUUGUCCAUGCCAGCCUUUGGCAGCACUGCAGGGCUGGAGGAUGCAGCCACCCUGCACUCUGGAAGCCAGGCUGGAGCCCCAAACUGAUAAUGAUGUCUUCAAUUUUAUGUUUCAUGGUUUUUGGAUUCUGUGCUGCUUUGGUGCGUAGCUCUGAGCUUCAUGUUAAGUGUUAGGAAGUUCUUUUCACAGGGUAGGUAGACAAAACAAUCCUUUUGUAGCUUGAGACCAAGGAUAGAAGGUCCCGGCGCAAAAAAUAAAAACAACAGAGAAUUGAAGAGAGAGAAAGGAGGAGGAUGGUACUUCAUAACCUAAAACUGUAUUUGGAAAAUUAACUCAAAUAUUUUUAAUGAAGCAGAACUUAUAAAAGCGUGAGACCACUUGCUUUGGGUCCAUCUUGGAUGUAGCCCCGGCCAGGCUACUGCCCAAAACGUAGCCAUUGAGGCCUUUUACCAAAUCCCUACCUUAUUCUUUAAAUCUAUCUAGCCUGUGUUCUAGGUCAAUCUGCAUAAGGCCUCAGUUCUGGCACCCCAAUGGGACAGAACCCACAGUCCCUGGCUCAGGAAGCCAAUGCCUUAUCCAUUAGUGGUGGUAACUGCUCAAAAAUUUGUAAAAAGGAAAAUGUUCAGGGAUCGAUAGCAGGAGUUAGGGAAGAGCAGCAGGAGCUGGGGUGUGAUGGUGGUCUCUGAGAUUUGGUAUGCUUGGGGAAAGAGCGGACACCCCACAUAUUUAUCCAGGAACUGGCAUUGUGUGCCUGGCAGGGCUCAGGCAGAGCAACACGGCUUGUGGGUCUUGUCCUGGAGAUCUCCUGGAUCCAAAGCGAUCAGCUGGACACAGCAGCUUCUGGAAUCACCAGAGAGAUAUGGCAGAGGAUUUGCCAGGGGCUGGACAGCAAGAUCUGUCAACCCGGUGCUGAGGAGAAGCUGCGUGUCCUAAAGAGUUCAUGUGGAGUACAAGUGCGGGACUGUCAGUCUCUCUUCUCCUGCUCCUCUCUCCGUGAACCCCAUCCUGGUGUCGCAGGCCGGUGCCCUGCCGUAUUUCCCCAGCCGCUCACCAAACCCCCAUAAAGUGGCUUUUACAAAGUGGC